Dendronephthya gigantea is the source of this 4035-nucleotide messenger RNA. Its product is annotated as protein retinal degeneration B-like. Lineage: Eukaryota; Metazoa; Cnidaria; Anthozoa; Malacalcyonacea; Nephtheidae. Gene Ontology annotation, biological process: phospholipid transport. The coding region runs from base 300 to 3827 and encodes 1175 amino acids. Gene Ontology annotation, cellular component: cytoplasm. Gene Ontology annotation, molecular function: phosphatidylinositol transfer activity; phosphatidylinositol binding; phosphatidylcholine binding. The transcript has 18 exons. The record is from RefSeq and is a predicted model, not a curated record.
CGUCACAUCCUGUUUCCUAUUAAAUUCUGCUCUUCAUUUCCGGUGAAAACAAGCCGAGAAGCCAGCCGGCUGGUGAUAUACUAAAACUUUGCGUCGAGUACACUUUUAACUUCGCCAUUAUCGCUACGUUGAGUGCAAAAAACAUUCACUUUAUGGAAAGUUGCUCAAUUAGCGCAGGAGUUGAGAAGCUCCGAAGGGAACCUCGCUCGUUGGGCCUACCAUGUGUCGAAGACAUAUAAAUCCGGGAGGCUUCAAAAUGUUAUGUAUCAGGUUGUGUUGUGUUUGAAGUCGUUGUAAAUAUGCUUAUAAAGGAAUAUCGUAUUCCGCUGCCUAUGAGCGUGGAGGAAUAUAGAAUUGCUCAACUGUAUAUGAUACAAAAAAAGAGUCGUCUUGAAAGUACUGGUGAAGGCAGUGGGGUUGAAAUCAUUGAGAACCGACCGUACUCAAACGGCCCGGGCGGCGAUGGCCAGUACACCAAGAAAAUCUACCAUAUUGGUAACCAUAUCCCAGGAUGGUUGAAAGCAAUCGUACCGAAGUCUGCUCUGCAGGUUAUUGAAGAAGCCUGGAACGCUUAUCCCUAUACCAAGAUGAAAACAACCUGUCCUUUUGUCGAAAAGUUUUACGUCGAUGUUGAAACCAAGUAUCUUCCUGAUGGUGGUUCCACGGAAAAUGUUUUCAAUUUGUCUGCUGCACAGCUCAGCAAUCAAACAGUUGAUCUAAUAGAUCCGGUAAAAGACCCCAUUCCAAGCAGUCAAUAUUCCGAAGAAGAAGAUCCGCUGUUGUACGUUUCUAAGAAGACCGGUAGAGGCCCGCUCGCAGCCGAUUGGCUGAAUCAAUCGCACAAAUCGAUCAUGUGCGCUUAUAAAAAGAUCACAGUGGAAUUCCGUUACUGGGGGAUGCAGGGUAAGAUUGAGCAGUUCAUUCACGAUGGUUUGCGGAAGCCGAUGCUGAUGGGUCAUCGCCAGGCGUGGGUUUGGCAAGACGAAUGGGUUGGUCUGACCAUCGCUGAUAUCCGAGAGUUGGAGAAAGAGACGCAGCGAAUGUUGGCCAACAAAAUGGGAAAUGCUUCGGAUCCGAACGUUGGUAAUAUCAUAACACAAGAUGACGAUGAUGGUAAUGAUACGUUGAAACGUCAACCGCCGAUGAGGCAACGAGGGUCGACGAUCGAGCUGUUGUCGCAGGAAUCCGUGGACGUGCACGCUGCUGAUCACGAUGAUGUGAUACACUCGGAGAUCAGAUGGAGGAUUGGAAGUUUCAACAGCAGCGACACCGAUGACGAGUUCUUUGAUGCUGAAGAUACUUUCAACAGCGAUUCAUCAGGUGAGGAAAAUAAUGUAAGACUCCUAAGUGUCUCCAAGGAUCUUGAUCGAAUUUCUCACUCAGGUGGAAGCAUGGAGUCUCUGGACUCAGACAACCCCCAAGAUACAAGAGAAAGUCGUUUUAAGAAGCCUCCAGUGCAUAAAACAGUUAGCGGAAGUUCAACUUCGUCAUCGUCAACAUGUCGCACGACUAUCCUCAUGUUGAUUGUUCACGGGGGGAACCCACUUGAGCCGACAUCUGACAUCAAGUCAAAGGAGAAUGACUGCGAGAGACUGAAGCGAGAGUUUCAAAAUGUGAUGCAAAAUCAUUAUAAGGAGGGCCUGGGACGAAUUGCGUUCCGAUUAGUUGAGUGUCCCCAUGUAUAUAAAGACGUUUUGCCAGCUCUAAAGGAUAUCAUCCCUCAAAUGACAGACGAACGUGAAGGAGAUCAGUGUCAACCUUCAUUCAACUUUCCUGUAUCGUCACUGUCUAUUCUGGCCGCAUGUUCUAGUGGCUAUUCAGAGAUGAUUGAUGCCACAAUUACCAGAGCGAAUACUGUCUAUCGGGAGUUCUUAAAUUCCGACGCUGGAGCAGGUUUUAUUGGCGAGGUGUGUAUAGUUGGCGACUGUGUAGGUGCCCUGCUUGCCUACGAAGCGAUGUGCCAGGAACAGUGGAGCAUUGGUAGUUUUGAAACAAACCCCUCAAAUCCUGCGAGCCCUAUCUCAAAGCAAGACCGACAUUUCGACAAUAAACUACGCAUCCACGACAAAAGUCUACGACUGAGCUGCAGCGACAUGGAUCUUCGCGAUGCACCAGAUAUGGACUUUCCUAAACGAGCCUACAGCGUUGGCAACAAAAACAGCUCCUCGCUCGAGGAUGGCCUCGAUUCAAACUCCGAAACAUACGCUGUGUCAGUACCAUUUAAAGUGAGGAAACUUGAAUUUGAUGUAUCGAGAUUCUUCGCGUUUGGUUCACCAAUCGGAUUAGUUCUUUUACACAAAAGGCUGUCCGCAUUCUCUAGUACAGGCACAGGUGCACCAGCCAAGCCAGCCUGCAGCCAGGUGUACAACUUAUUCCACCCAUUCGAACCGCUGUCCGCCCGCAUUGAGCCACUCAUUCUGCCUCAGCUCUCUCAAAUACCGUCCGUGAACGUGCCUCGUUACCAGAAGUUUCCGCGUGGCGAUGGCGUAAGCAAUGACGUCAUGGCUAUGAUAGGAGGAAGACCGGAACUGUUUCGUGAGAAGCCGAAGAUAGGAGAGAAGGUGAAGGUGUCAAGAACGUGCAGUAAUAUUAGCACAUGCAGUACAUUGUCGACUGAUGCUCUCGAUUUCUCUGUCUCUGAUUCAGUGAGGGAAGGUGUGCAACGUUGGUGGGGGAGCGAAAGGAUCGACUACUCCCUGUACAGUCCAAAAAAUUUGCAACAACUGCCGCUGUCAGUUCUGUGUCCGCUGUCCCAUAUCAGCUACUGGGAUUCGAAGGAUGUUGUGGCGUUUAUGGUUCGGCAGAUUUUCGACAUCAAUGGCACCCCAGUGCAGUCUCCUCGUAGUAAUCAGUUAGAGAGACGUUUGUCGAAUUUCCAUAUCGCCAACCCACGGGAGAAAUGGUUGAAGAAAAGGACAGCGUACAAAAUUAAAAAUCUGGCUCCUAACCAUCGUGCAAAUGAUGCCAUUGCAUUAGAAGGCUCAGCUCAGAUUGUCACAGCUCGCUUCACCUAUGGACCAUUGGAUGUCGCUGCGUUGACUGGAGAGAAGGUUGAUAUUUACCUCAUGAGUUUCCCCCCGGCCGGAGAAUGGACCCUAAUAGAUACAGUGACCACGGGAAGUGGUGGACGUGCGUCAUUUACUCUCCCGGAAGAAAGUAAACUCGGUGUUGGAAUAUACCCCGCAAAGAUGGUUGCCAGAGGUGACCAUACAACAGUAGACUGCAAUCUUGCGGUUCUCCCAGCAAAAACAGAAGCCGUCGUGUUUAGCAUUGACGGGGCAUUCUCAGCCAGUGUUUCCCUUCGAGGAAGACACCCGAAAGUACAGCCUGGUGCUGUGGAUGUUGUCCGAUACUGGCAGGAACACGGCUAUCUGAUAAUCUACGUCACGAGUCGACCAGAUUUCCAGAAAAACCAGGUUAUGUUAUGGAUGUCUGAACAUAACUUUCCGUUUGGUCUUGUCUCGUUCUGUGGGAGUCUAUCGACCGUUGACAUACAACGACACAAGGCGGAAUAUCUCAAGAAUCUCACAACUAAUAUGAAAGUUGUAAUACACGCUGCGUAUGGCUCGUCUAAAGACGUGGCUGUUUACUCGGGACUUGGAGUUGGACCAAAUGCAAUAUUUGUGAUCGGAGGGAAGAGUAAAAGGAAUGAAAAGCUAGCAACGUAUUUACGAGAUGGUUAUUCGACUCACCUUGCUUCGUUGACGAAUGAUCCAAUCUCAAAGGCUGCCACCGGAAAUUCAAGAAUAUCUCUCAGACGAGGGUGUUUCGGAUUGCCCAAAAAACAUAAACACUCUUCCAAACGAUAUUCGAAUACUUAUAGAUAGUUAUUUCCAAAAAACCCCUAAAGAAUUAGCAAAUAUUUGCCACUAAACAUCUCAACUUUGCGACAGCCAUUUGCGAUGUUUCUAAGAUUGCAUAAUUAAUUAUAAUUAAUUCAAAUUUUCCCGCUGUUUCAGAUCUCAAACUACAACUGGAGUGAAAUGAUAUUGUUUCAUUCUCUACUAAAUGAAUAUAUUAUAUCUUUAUUCUUUG